ACAACCAGUCGCAUGAAGACUUUUGCUUGUUUACAUCGCCGCGGCUCCCUUUAAAACCAUUCGCGUGUAUAUUUAUCCGCACAUCAAUCUACAUCCUACUCUCAUCAAAACAAAAACUAAAUUUUUUUUUCCAAAAACUAAAAAUCUAAUUUCAAUUUAUUAAUAAAAACAAAGAAACUGUCUUUAUAUAUUGCUACGCACAAUUUUUUUUAAACGAUAAUUAGUAUAAGACACAACACAAAUUUCCAACAACAAACAAAACCAAAGACUAUAACAACUAACAAUAUUUUUGUUUAGACUUUUUUAAAUACGUAUAUCAAACAAUAAGUUUAUUCUUCAUACAAUUAAAAACUAUUCUACAACAAAAAUCUGAGAAUAUUUCAAUGAUCAAGUUUUAAUAUUUAUUCUUUAUAAAAAAAUACAAAAAGUGAACCGAACUUAUUAAUAAACAAAAAACUAAAUAAAAACUCAAGAAAAAGACUGUUUCUUAUUAUAAUUUUUGUAUGAGAUCAUCAAAAAUCAAUCAUAAUCAACCAAAGCAUCGAUUACAAAAAAAAAACAACAAUUUCAAAUAAAAAACAUCCAAUAAAAAAUAUCGAAUGAUUUCAUCACCAAAACCACAUCAUCAGCAGUUCAUGACUGCUAUGGGAAGGCAGCAUUCACAGCCGCUGCCUUCAGAGAAUUCGAAUGAUUUGAAUAAGAGUUCUCAACAACAAAAUGUGCCAACACAAAUUCAUUCCAGUCCUUGCAGUCCCAUAGUGUCAACUCGUCUUCACCAAAACCACCAUCAGCAACAACAGGUGCAGUCCGCUCAGAACAAUAAAGUUCAUUCGUUGGGUGCAGCAGGAAGUAGCUCGAUAAUGGCCAAUUCGAUUACACAGCAACAAUUAAAUAUCCAACAACAAUUGCAGCAUCAACACCAGGCCCACUUGAAUUUGCAUCAGCACCAUCAAUCGAACAUGAGUAUCAAUACAACUACGACCGAUGGUGGUGCAGGUGCUGCUGGAAUGAUUUCAAUGACAAGUGACCAGCAACUUAGUCAAUUGUAUAACAGCCAGCAGCAUUCGGACUACAUAAUUUCUGAUUACAUGGAGAAAAUUUCAACAAGGAUCAGCCUCUUGGAAACGGAGUUAAAGUUUGCUUGGCGUGCCCUCGACCUGCUUUCGAGUGAAUACGGAAAGAUAUAUGUGCGGCUUGAUAAAUUAGAAGGUAUAUCUAUGGAACAGCAGGUGGUGGUAACUAAUUUGAUGCAGCUCCACGGACAUGCUCGUUUAAAGGGUUCCGAAACCUUAUUUGCACCACCGCAACCACUACCGCAAGGUGGUGAAUACGGUUCAGGACAGCAAGAGAUCCUUCGCAAUCCUUCGUCAACUAAUGAUUUCAACAAUCUUCUAGAAGAACUUAAAAAUGAGGCCCUAGAAUCAACCGGCCACCUUGCUGCAUUCAACAAAAUACCUCUACCACCGAGAAUCUCUGCACAUGUUGGAAACCGAUCAAAGUCACUUCACUCAUCAACAAACGCUAGGUCACUGGACGCGCUCGGUUCUAAAGGCAACAGAACUACUCAGAGCUUCCAAGAUAUUCAGAAUCGAUUGCGACAGAAACUAUACUCCGACUCAGAUAUAGAGCACUAUGAUACCCACCAAGAUCAGGAGCUUUCAAAAUCCAAGGUACAAAUGCUUGGUGACCGAGAAUUCAGAGCUGCUGUAUCUUCCACUGUUGUUGGCAAUGAAAAUGAAGAUAUGUAUGGUAUGAAGGAUAUGGUAGAUAUGCUUCAAAUGGGUGUUGUAGCAGUCGAUGAAAGUGCAGAUGAAUCGACACCUUACAAUCAAUUGCGACAAGAGUAUAAUUUUUUUCGUAGCUCUGCCGAAGUAAACCGUGAUAAAUAUAAGAGUAGACUCGAAAGGCUAAGUGACGAGGAUUGCAAUGACACCGAUGAGUUUUUUCACCAACCAGCCUCUAAGAUGUCAGAGGGUAGAUUGAUGACCGUGCCUAUUGAUGAUUCGGGAGGAGGAGACGAUAAGAUAAGCGAAGAAAUGAGCGAAGAGUUUUAUAAAACUUUAAAUCAAGCAUAUCGUGAUGAUUUUUUAGGGACACUGCAGAGCGAUACAUCUAUACAUUCAGGAGGUGUUCACUCACGUCCAAUAUCAUCCCUGGGUAUGAUCUAUGAAGAUAACGAAGACUUAGUCCAAGAACCAACAUCCGCUUCUACAACUUCAGUAUCCUCUUCGACCAUCAUCAGUCAGUCAACAGCAGAAGAAUCAAUAAUUGUUACCACCCAUUCAGUCAGCAUCUUACCCAAAACGUCUAGAUCCACAGAUCCAACAAAGAAGUCUUCGAGAAAUAAAAAGCAACUUCACUCAGAAAUGGAUAUGUUAAAUAAUUUUAAAUCAGUAUUGGCUGCUUCUAAAACAAAUGCUGUUAUAACUACAGUUAGCACAGCCACAACCAUAACGACCUCAGAUAAAUGUUCAUUUCCUCAGUAUUCGUCGAGUCCCUACAACGACAUGAGUUCAUUUCUUCGGCACGAAAUAUUUGGAGAAAUCACUAAUUCCAACAGUGGCAGUAUCACUAAUCUAAGUUUGGAGCAGCAAAACGAUUUAGUUUAUGUUAUAAUCGGUGGUAUAAACAAAAUACAAGAUUUGAGUAUGUUGACACCCAUGGAAAUGUCAAAACUACGUAGGCUUAUCAAACGAGAGAGUGCUUUCUUCGAGCAAAUAAAAAAAGUGGAUAAAAACCUUGUUGGCCUUUUACUGAAUCCCAUUAGCAAAACGGAGAAAGAUCAGUUUGACGUCAGUGCUGAUGGAAAGUUCAACGUUAUAAUGGAGAAGCUCAAUCGAAACAUCGAAACAUUAAAAAAGCUCAUCGGCCCAUCAGAUCUAUCAAAUUGCCCACAUACGCCAUCACAAGAAGAACAAUUGUACGAUGAUUCUAGUGUGAUUUUACGUGGCAAUGCUGAUGAUGACGAUGAAUAUAGCUACAGUGCUCAACUCAUCCGGCACAACUCCAACUUGAAUGAGCAGUUGAAAUUGCUCGAAACCAAAGAGACUGAAAUGCAUCGAAGACAGAGGAGUACCAGUGAAUCAGAACGGUACGGGUACUUCGGCACCGACAACUAUAUUGACAUUGAUAUUGAAAAUGAAAAGGAGAUUUUUCGACAUGGAGAUAUCAUCGAUCACAGGUCCAGCAGUAGCAAUAUUUACAAUAAUGACGAAUAUAUAAAAUCCCUAAAAAAGUCUCUUGAACGGCAUAACUCAAUGCUGUUUUUGUUGCAUUUACAAAACCCUUGCUAUGAGAGGAAGAUUGACGACUUCUCUACACUUUGUGACGAAGAUAUGCUGUGCAAUACGUCACAAAGUCCACCACCUCCAGCACCGACAAACGAAGAGCUUAAAGCCGAUGAAGUUUUUUUUGACAUCGACGAAGACACCAAUAAUAUCAUCAUCGAUGAAAGCCAGGAAAUUUCUAUAAUGAAUCCAUUUCAUUAUGAUAUACUGCUGAUGCAUCAAAGUAAGAAGUCUAUUGACGAGGCGACUGGAAAAGUAGAAAUCGGUAUAGAGGAAAAGGUUUUAGAAGAAGAAGAGAUGACCUCGAGAAAGGAACUUUUGGGGCAAGUUCCUAUAAACCAAUCUGGUGGCAGUGGUUCAUGUUAUUUAAGACAUCAACUUCAGCUCCAACAAACACAACAACAAAACAUAGUAAAAAAAGGUAAACCUGAUUCGGGGUUGAACUCGUUAAGUGGUUUCUCAGGAGGAAAUUGGGAAAGAUCACCCAUCUUACCAAUAGCUAGGCCCGUCACAACAGCCAAAUCUAGCAAUUCAAAUAUCAAGGAUGAUGCUAAUCCAUUUAAUACAGCAUUGGUGUCAAAAUUUACACACACCAGAUCAGUGACAAUAGCUACAGCCUGCUCACAGAUACCAACAAUUUUAAGCACAACAACAUCGCUCUCCUGUUCCGAGAGGAAUGACUUCAUGUUCUCCGAAGAGAACCUCAAUUAUAUAAAGGAGCUUUCGAAGAACAUGCCAAUCUGCUCGGCGUAUGAGAAUAAAUCGAUGUUUGAUGCACAGCGCGAACGUAUAUUAGGUAAGAAUAGCGGUACUGUUGAUGAAAUGCUGGCUUGGGAUGAACAGCAACAUGCUAAGCAUUCUUUGCGUGUUGCUGCUGCUAUCGAAGCCUCUGCUUCAUCAAAUGCCUUGAUUGGACCUAUUGCACCACAAAAUUUGGAUUCUAUGCAAAAUUUCCCGGACUUGAUUCGCAAUCAGAACGAACAAAAUUUUUAUACUCAACCCGUUCGAGAGUCACCAGUAAGUGAUCGUAAAUCACCGAUUGCUCCUAAGGACUCUAUCCAAGCGCGCGAUGUAAGAGCUGAUUUAACAAGUGGACACUGUAAAAACAUCUCGCAAACUUCACCGUUCUAUGAGGAAACAGAUAUUGAUGAAAUCGAAUCUGCUUCACAAAAGCACCGCAAUCUGACUGAUCGCCUGGUUUACUAUCCAUCAUCGAAUAGCUUGACUGACUACAAUAGCAGCAACAACUUGGACUAUAUUGGGGGUCAGGGAGACUAUGGUAAUGGGGCAAGGCCACGCUACCGUUGCUUUUCUUCUCAGCCAUCAUCAUCGCAGCUCAGUCGACAUCUUGAACAGCUUGAAUUGUUGCACCAGCAGCAACAACAAAAGAAACAUUUAAAUGACUUGCAUCAGCAACAACAACCACAACAACGAAGCGCUUCACAACAAUCUUACCUUCUCAAUAGGCCCUCUGCCUAUUUGAGUAUUUCAACGAAUGUUGGGGAAGAUUUCCAACAGCAACCAUCAUCGUUUUAUUCAUAUCACCAUCCGCAACAUAUAAAUCGCUUAAAUCAUCAUCAGCAGCAGCAGCAACAUAUCGGAAAGCAAAAGCAAAAGAGUACUAUGCAGCGUGAAAAACACAUUGGAAAAUUCCAAAUGUGGGGCAAAAUAAGCCAUCUUUUUCCAGAUCUGAGAUUGAAGCGUAUGGGAAAGCAUAAUCGUUCGCAAUCUUUGGACAUGGAUGUUGAGCAUGACGUUGGUUACUGUCCAAUACCUAUGUCAGGAUAUCAGCAGCCGAAUUUCCCAGACAAACAUACUCAAAACGUCCAAGGUUUGAAUCUGAUGAAGCGAUUUUCAAAAGCUCAUCCAAUGACCAGACGUGCAACUCAUACUGGUGCUCAAAAGCCAUCAUCAACGAACAUGACUAGCUCCUCUAGAAAAAAGAAGCGCUCACUUUCAUCAACUGUGAGCAAUCUUAUGCAAAAAGCCAAGACUUAUCGUCGUUAUAGCUUUGGAGCGGCACGUCCUGGUUCGAGUAUGUCAGACCCUGGAGAGGAAAUGCCUAAUUUUACAUCAUCUGAUAACGAUGAUAAUACUAUGAGUGAAUCACGAAACUCUUUACAGAAUGAUUUGGACUUCUACGGAGGUACAGAUGAAUGCUCCGAAUCUAGCCAACAGGAUCGACAAAUAUCCUCGAAUGAGGAGAGCAAACAGCAGCAUUCGCCCCGUGGGUCACGAGGGGAAGAUAGUAUGAGACUCGACAUCGUUGUUCAAAGGGUUCGUUCGGCUUCUAUAGAUUCAUAUCAGAUACAGCCAUCUGCAUUGUCACCACCAACUCGUGAAGAGAAAGAAGAUGCUUCAUAUGCUGUUGUGAAUAAAUCGCAUAGAACAGAACCCUCAGCCAAUCAAAAUGGCGAUGUGUUUUUCAAAUCAAUGUUCCCCACCGUUGGUGACGCUAUAAAAUGCCAUCCACCAGAAAAGGAAUGUGAGUUUGAGAAUCAAGGUCAAGAAUCAGAACAAAAUCAGCAUCUGCAGGAUCCUAUACCUCUUCCAGAUAUAAAGAUUCAACCCGAUGUAGAAUAUGUUAAAGAACACGACAUUCAACACUCUGAAAGGCGAUUGUCUUCAUCGGGACCUCUGUUACAAAAGACUCAUUCCAUGUAUGUUGAAGAUGACGAUGUGGAUGAAGUUUGUAAUUCGAUGGGCUUCAGUCAGCCUCAAAUUAUGACCCCAGUUAUGACCCAACCCACCACAACAACAUAUUUCAACGGUUCCACGGCGACGACAUCAUCAAUGUCGAUGUCCCGAGCUAUGAAGUAUGGCCAACGCUCGCAAGCUUCUUUAGAUAUUCCGUCAGGUAAUCGAGAUGAUGAUGAUAACCGUAGCCAGCAUUCCUAUCGCACAGUGUCUUCCUCGAGGCGACAAAGCACUGAAGAUAGCAUUGACACUGAUGACGAGUAUUUCUGCUAUGAGCUUCGUCAGCUGGAAGAGCUUGAAACGCAAGCUCAACUUGAUGCUCAGAUGAAUCAGGAAGGUCUGCUUUCACAGAUCGAUCAGCUUGGGGCUGAACAGCUGGAUAAAACAACUUUUACUAUUCCAUCACAGUCCAAUUUACUAUAUCAACCAGAUCCUCAUGUCAAGCAGCAAAUGACAAAUGUGCUCGACGAACUAAAGUGUAAUGUUAAAGUUUUGGGCGAAAGCUUCGAAGCAGAAACGGAAGAAGGAACGGAUGACGCUGGUUCUUGUGAAGAACAGUUAAGGAAUAAAGACAAUGCUAAUCAAUUUGAAGACGAUAUAAACCAACCUAUGCUGAAUGGCAAUCAGUCGCAUUAUCAGUUGCCACCUAUUCGUGCACAGUACCAUCAUCACAUCUUACCACAAACUCCACCAAGCUCAACUCAUUUCCACCAUCAGCGAAUGCCAUCCGCUGUAAUCUACAAUUCUAAGAUGAAUGUUUAUGAAAAGUUUGCUAAAGUGACAGACGUUCAUAGUGCCUGGCAAGACAACGAUGAUGCUGAGGAACAGCGAAUGUUAAAAGAACUAAACAUGGUAGAAGCAAAUAUGAUGCCCGAACAGCAGCAAAAGCAGCAGCGUCAAUUAAAGAAAGUAAAAAAAGUUAAGAAACGACAACGAAAUGUCAGAAAGUUGCCGACCGAUGCUGAAGAUAGCGCUGAUGAUAUUCCUUUUUCUUCCUCGUCUUCACCGUAUUCAUCGUGUGCGGAAGAUCGUGGUGAUCGCCGUGCUGAGUCCAGACAUGGAGCGGCUUCUUCAAAGCGAGUCACAGCAUCUACGUCGUUAAAACCUGAACCUCAAAAAAUGUUUUCUGAAUCUACACGUGUCGAAGAGCAAGAAACAAUUGUGGAUUUUGAAGACGAAAAUACAAGUCGGUCAUCUGGAGCAACAUCAGGACCUGAUACUCCUUCUGACAUGAGUGACAACCAGGCUGAUAUCGACGACAAGCAGGAUUAUGGAGAAGAUUCCAACAUUUGUCAAAACUACAAUAAUUUGAAAGAGAAUAAGCAACUGGUAGACCAAACCUUAAUAACAGACGACUCUUUUCGAAAAUCUGAUGAAACUGUGCACAAAAUUUUGAAAAAACCUGACGACAUGGAGAAAAAUUCUUCAGAGGAGAUUGAGCAAGAACAGCAAGAUACAAUAAAUUCCGCUACAAUUGCAUCAGCAACUGAUACUUUUACAACAAUCAACGGUCACAUAGAGGAAACAAUACCUAAAACACCUUAUCAAGAAGAAGAAGAGGAGACUGAUGUUGUUGGUAAAGUCAAAACAUCAAAUGGAGUUGCCAUCAAGAGAACAAUCAUGAAAGCUAAUAGUCAGGAGUCCAGUGCUAGUAUGGAAGGUUCAGCAGCAGGUAAUGGUUGUGCAUUGGGCAGCAGUAAGUGGAAAUUGUUAAAGACACUGAAAGAAAAGAAGCUCGAAGAGCGAAAUAAUCAGGAUAAAAUUAGAGAAGAGGAGCAGUCUAAGGAUAAGGAAAAAAAUGGAUCAGGACCAGGUGAUGUUGGUGGCCGAGGCAAUGGUCAUCCAGGCGAUAACCCCUUUUACAGUAAUAUUGACAGCAUGCCUGACAUACGACCCCGGAGAAAAUCGAUACCACUCGUUUCAGAACUUACCAUGGCAGCAACAAAACGAAACGCAGGACUGACAUCAGCUGUACCUCGGGCAACCCUAAAUGACGAGGAGCUGAAAAUGCACGUUUACAAAAAAGCCCUGCAGGCUCUUAUUUAUCCAAUUUCAUCAACUACGCCACAUAAUUUUGUACUAUGGACGGCGACAUCACCAACUUAUUGUUACGAAUGUGAAGGUCUACUUUGGGGAAUUGCCAGGCAAGGUGUUCGUUGCACGGAGUGCGGUGUAAAAUGUCAUGAAAAAUGCAAGGAUCUCCUUAACGCUGAUUGCCUACAAAGAGCUGCCGAGAAGAGUUCAAAACACGGAGCAGAGGACAAAGCCAACUCUAUAAUUACUGCUAUGAAAGAGCGAAUGAAACAACGCGAACGUGAGAAGCCUGAAAUAUUUGAACUUAUCCGAGCGGUAUUCAGCGUUGAGGAAAAAUCUCAUACAGGUCAUAUGAAAGCCGUGAAACAAAGCGUUUUGGAUGGAACAAGCAAGUGGUCAGCUAAGAUAGCAAUAACAGUGAUAUGUGCUCAAGGCCUGAUAGCGAAGGAUAAAAGCGGUACCAGUGAUCCAUAUGUGACGGUGCAGGUUAGCAAGGUGAAAAAACGUACACGCACAAUGCCACAGGAGUUGAACCCUGUGUGGAAUGAGAAGUUUCACUUCGAAUGCCACAAUUCAUCGGACCGUAUCAAAGUACGCGUCUGGGACGAAGAUAACGAUCUCAAGUCGAAACUUCGUCAGAAGUUGACGCGUGAAUCCGAUGACUUCCUUGGCCAGACAAUAAUCGAAGUGCGAACACUCUCUGGCGAAAUGGAUGUGUGGUAUAAUCUAGAGAAACGUACUGAUAAAUCAGCUGUAUCCGGUGCAAUACGCCUACACAUAUCUGUCGAAAUCAAAGGUGAAGAGAAAGUAGCACCUUACCAUGUCCAGUAUACUUGUCUUCAUGAAAAUUUAUUCCAUUAUCUGUGCGAGGAAAAUUGCGGCAUGGUAAAACUUCCUCAACAAAAAGGCGACGACGCAUGGAAGCUCUAUUUCGAUGAAAUCCCCGAGGAAAUUGUCGACGAAUUUGCCAUGCGCUAUGGAAUUGAAAACAUCUACCAGGCAAUGACACAUUUUCAUUGUUUGUCGACAAAAUACUUGUGUCCUGGAGUACCCGCCGUGAUGAGCACUUUAUUGGCUAACAUUAAUGCAUACUAUGCCCAUACAACAGCAUCAUCAGCUGUAUCAGCCAGUGACAGAUUUGCCGCUAGCAAUUUUGGAAAGGAGAAAUUCGUUAAGCUCUUGGAUCAACUACACAACUCAUUGCGAAUUGAUUUGUCUAUGUAUCGUAAUAACUUCCCCGCACCACAGCAGGAAAAGUUGAUGGAUCUUAAAUCAACUGUAGAUCUGCUGACCAGUAUAACUUUCUUUAGAAUGAAGGUUCAAGAACUAUCAAGUCCACCAAGAGCUAGUACAGUCGUAAAAGAUUGCGUGAAAGCCUGUCUUAGAUCCACCUAUCAAUUCCUCUUUGAGAACUGUUAUGAAUUAUACAAUCGGGAAUUUCAGGUGGAUCCAAACGAGGCUAAACGUGACCCAGAUGAUCAUGGUCCCAAAUUGGACAGCGUUGACUUCUGGCAUAAGCUAAUAGCACUUAUAGUGUCAAUAAUAGAAGAAGAUAAAAACAGCUACGGCACGGUUUUGAAUCAAUUCCCACAGGAACUGAAUAUUGGCCAACUCUCGGCGGCCACUAUGUGGGGUCUUUUUGCUGUCGAUAUGAAAUAUGCACUUGAGGAGCAUGAACAACAUCGACUGUGCAAGUCUUCAGCUUACAUGAAUCUCCAUUUCCGUGUCAAAUGGUUGUAUAGUAAUUACGUUAAGGAAGUCCCACCUUAUAAGGGUGCCGUUCCUGAGUAUCCCGCCUGGUUUGAACCGUUUGUAAUGCAAUGGCUAAACGAGAACGAUGAUGUUUCCCUUGAAUAUCUCCAUGGUGCAUUCAAUCGUGAUAAGAAAGAUGGUUUUCAAAAGAGUAGUGAACACGCCCUGUUUUCGAAUUCAGUGGUUGAUGUUUUUACUCAACUGACGCAAUGUUUCGAUGUUGUUAGCAAGCUCGAGUGUCCGGAUCCAGAAAUAUGGAAGCGUUACAUGAGGCGCUUUGCUAAGACCAUUGUAAAAGUGCUAAUAGCUUAUGCCGAUAUUGUCAAAAAAGAAUUUCCCGAACACAUGAGAGAUGAACGAAUUGCGUGCAUCUUGAUGAACAACAUUCAACAACUUCGAGUUCAGCUUGAGAAAAUGUUCGAAUCGAUGGGUGGUGAUAAGCUCGAAGAAGACGCAGCUAAUAUUCUCAAAGAGCUUCAACAGAAUCUCAACUCUGCAUUAGACGAUUUGGCGUGCUUAUUUGCCAUUAGCCUUGAACCAAGAAUUACGCAAUCUGUGAGAGAACUGGGUGAUCUGCUUCUGUCUGUCAAAGGUGGUGGUAAUCUGAAUGCCAAUCAGGCAGCGCAACGUAAUGCCGUGGCCGUUGAAGCUGAUGAAGUACUGCGGCCGUUGAUGGAUUUGUUGGAUGGCUCAUUAACGUUAUAUGCUCAUUCGUGCGAAAAGACUGUAUUAAAGCGAUUAUUAAAGGAGCUCUGGAAGAUUGUUAUGCGCAUACUUGAGAAAACUAUUGUCCUGCCACCAAUGACAGAUAGAACGAUGAUGUUUAAGAAUAUUACGGACAAUGCUAAAAAUCUGGCAGCGAAUGCCAAGAUUGAGGAUAUGGGUCGUUUGUUUAAAAACCACAUGGCUGGCAAACAGGAUGUAAAAAAUGCUCUAAGCGGAGUCAUGGAUAUUUCCAAGGAAGUCGAAAAGAAUCUUUCACCCAAGCAAUGUGCUGUGUUAGACGUUGCCUUGGACACCAUCAAACAAUAUUUCCAUGCUGGUGGUAAUGGACUGAAGAAAACAUUCCUCGAAAAAUCCGCUGAAUUGCAGAGUCUACGCUAUGCCCUUAGCCUUUAUACACAAAUGACUGAUACUCUUAUAAAGACCUUCAUUACAAGUCAAGUUCACGAAGAUUCGCAGAAUGCUGAUGAAACUGUUGGUGAAAUUUCGGUACAAAUUGAUUUAUUCACUCAUCCUGGAACCGGCGAACACAAAGUUACUGUUAAAGUGGUUGCUGCAAAUGAUUUAAAAUGGCAAAUUCAAUCUGGAAUGUUCCGUCCAUUUGUAGAAAUCAAUUUAAUUGGUCCACAUCUACAGGACAAGAAGAGAAAACAUGCAACCAAAUCAAAAUCAAAUAAUUGGUCACCUAAAUAUAAUGAAGCAUUUCAUUUCAUGAUUGGGAACGAAGAACAAUUAGAUUUCUUCGAACUGCAUAUCUGUGUAAAGGAUUAUUGCUUUGCACGUGAUGAUCGUCUUGUUGGUGUUGCAAUACUUCAAUUAAAAGAUAUUGUCGAAAAGGGAUCAUAUGCUCGUUGGCUACCACUAGCCAAAAGAAUUCAAAUGGAUGAAACGGGUUGGACCAUAUUACGUAUCUUAUCACAAAGAAAUAACGACGAAGUUGCAAAAGAAUUUGUCAAGCUGAAAUCUGAAAUUCGACAGGAACCGAUGAUGGGAACUUAAAGUAAUAUUUACAAAAACAAUAAAUAGAGCAACAAAUAUUUGUUUUUAAUUUAGUUUAUUAUUUUAAUAUUGCGACACACAAUGUAUAAAAACUUUGUAUCAAUUUCUUGAAAUUGGAAGAUAGAUUAAAAUAUGGACAAAAUUACAGACACUAUUUUGGUUUCCUCAAAUGUUCGCAUAUAAAACUACUAAACUAUAUCUACUCUGAAAAAAAAACCGAACAAAAUGUUCGUUUUAAAUACUUAAAAAAUGAUACUUUAUUCUAUAAGAAAAAAAAAUUGUAUAAUAUGUAUAUGAAGGCAAACGUUUAUUUAGGUAAACUAAAAAGGCUUUAAAAUUGUGUAUAAACGAAAACAUUCUAGCUUUGAAAUGUACAUAUACAUAACGUAUUUAAAGAAAAAAAAAACAAUUAAAACAUAUAAAAUGCUAAAAUAUACCAAGUUUCUCCUAUCAAAAUUAAUUUCAAACCUCAAAUAAUUACUAUCAUCAAAACUAAAUUAAUCAAAUAUUAAUACAAAAAAUACAAGUAAAAAGAUUCAACAUUCUCGCAAUAAAAAACAACAUUAUUUUAGGCUUGACAAUUUAAAUACGGCAAAUACGGUAUACAGAAGUCCAGUAAAAUUCCCAUACAGAAUAUAAAUUACAUAAACUCAAAACCACGGAAAAUUUACUAGAGUUGCAAAUUUAUACAUAUUCCUAACUUAGGGGCAGUUUUUGAAUGGGUAGUUGGCUGUGUUUCCCUUUGAUAAGAAUGAAAGUUAUAUAAUGUUCGGUUCGAAAUCUUACAAAAAAUUUUAUUUAAUGGUUCAAUAGUGGAAUUAUUUUUCGCGUAAAAAUGUAUUCUUCUAAAAGGAGUUAUUCCAGUGUUCCAAUUUCGUAAGACAAAUUUCUGUCAGUAAAAAUUUGUCAUUUGAAUUUUUUUUCCAAUGAUCGCUAUAAGACGACCUGCCAAAAAAAUUCCUAUGAUCGGUUUCAAUGGUGAAAACCAAUGAUUGCUAUAACUGGCCCCUCAUUUAAAGACAAAUGUUUCAACAUGGUCAUUCCGAAAAACAAAAUGAAAUAGUAUCCAUGAGCAGAACAAUGCUAGGUAUGGGUGCAAUGACUUUUCGCUGCAAAUUUAGGCACAGAUGCAUCAUGCAGGGUCGCGCAUCAUGAUAGAAGCUGGGCAUAAGUUUUGUGUUAACUGAUUUUUGAAACUAUAUUUAUCAAUUAGGAAAAUAACUGAAAGAGUGGGCAUUUUUUUCAAUAAUAUCCUAGAAAAAAGGGCUAGUUAUAGUUAUCUUUGAAAAUAAACUAAUCCGGAAAAAUUUUGAAUGGAUAUUAUACUGUGUUUCCUUUCGAUUAGGCAAAAUUUUUACUGAUUGUUCGGAAAUCACUUAAAGAAUUUUGUUUUAAAAGAAAAAUGUUAACUACAUUUUUCUUAAUAAAUAAAUACAUGCAUUUUUCUAUUUUCCGGACGGAAACAGUACAUCUAUUUUCUCGAAAAACGAUUUUUUUCACUGAUUUAUGUGUUGAAUUUUUACAUUGACAGAUUUCUGACGAUUGAUCGAAAAUUUUAUAUAGCUUUAGCCACCUCACACGUUUGCUCAUUUCAAUAAAAAAAAUCAUUACAAAUAGCAUGUCGGUGCGACACAUCCGAUACCGCUUCGAGCGAAGAUUUAAAACUAUCUGCGAGAAAAACUAAAGAGGAGCUACAAAACUGUUUAAUGUUUCAAAAAGUCCAUACAUAUAUUAUGAUUGAUAUGGUUAUUAAUAUAAUAUCAAAUUUACCAAAACAUGAAGUCUAACCACAAACUUAUUAUAUGCCAUGUCUGUUAAUUUUUAAAAAUUUUAAUUGUUCAUUAGUGUUAAAUAUUGUUUUUGAAUUAACGUUAUUAUAUUUUAUUACUAAUAAACUUAUAAUUGAAACUUAUUAAUUCAUGAAAUUUAAUUGCUUUUCCGCUACAUUAAAUGAAAGUUUCCAAAUCAUCGCUUAAUGAAAGCAAAGGGUCCAGAAUAACUGGUGUUUUUGCUUCCAAUUUGUGCAAAUUUAUUUAAAAAAUAAUAGUUCUAUUCGAAUCAUAAUGAGUGUAAGGCUCACUUUUGGUUUAAUGGAUAUGUCCCUGAAUAAAACUGUGGUAUUUGGAGUGAUGAUAUAUAAUUCUUAAGUGUAUGUCCAGAAUUGUGGACAAUUGGUUUGCAAUUUUGUAAAUACAAUGCUGGCCAGAACGCUACAGUCAAUUGUGAACGCUGUACGCACAUGAUUGCUGACAACUUCGGUCAUCAAUUGAACCACAGGAGCUUUGUUUUCUACAAGACGCACCUGCUACACAGCUCGUGACACUCUAUUAAUUUAUGGAAGGAAACAUUCGGUAACCACAUAUUUUCCAGUUACCUACCCAUGAUUUGGCCUUAAAGAUCGUGCGCCUUACAGCCGUUUGUUUAUUUUUGUGGGGAUAUGUGAUGUUGCUUGUCAAAUUAGAUACACCCGAAACGAUUGAUCUCUUAAAGGAAAAUAUGAUCCGCGUUAUUAUCGAUAUAUGGUCACAAAUGUUUUAAAACGACAUAGAAAAUUGGACCUCCAUAUUAGACUACAUCCGUGCCAGAAAUCAUGUUUACAUUAUAAUAAUAAGCUUUAUAUUAUUUUGAUUUCAUGAAUAUUGUUGUAUAUCCCUUAAAAAAAACCUAAUUAAUGAAAGAUUGAGGAAAUUUAAAUAUAUUUUUGCAGUCACGUUGGAUUAAGGUUUUCAGGUCAUUCAGGGUUUCACUCAUAGUUUACACAUUGCAAAGCAAAUUCAAUAUUGUCAUCAAUGGCAGAUUGGUGAAACUAGAUACCCUACUACUUAAAAAUCGCUUAAAUAUUAUCUUUUCGAAACAUUAAUUUUCUACAAAACCAUACCUAGAGCUGACGAUGACGACUAGAUAAAAAUCAUUAUUUAUCUAUUUUUUUUACUUGAUGUUGACAUCUUUGUACUUAUAUUCAAAAAUUAUAUGAAAACGCCUUUAUUUUUGUUUCAAAAUUGUUGUUACGUUACCUACGUAUUUGUGUGUUAAAAAAUUUACAUAAAAUAAACAAAAACAAAACUUUAAAAGAAACUUAAAUCAUACUGAAAGAAUAAAUUGAAGAAUAAAAAAUAAAAAACAAUGUUUAAAAACAAGAAUUACUACAACAUAAUAAUGCGCGGUCCAAAUAGCAAAAAUAAAUGUAAUUAUAAGUUAAAAUAUAUUUUUUUUCUAACAAAAUAAAAAAUUACGAAAUAUCAUAACAGAAAUAAAUUUGGUAAUACUGAAAAUAGUGUAAUUUUUUAUUUUUUAAAAUAGUACUUAAUUUGUAAUUUGUACCAUAUUUUUUAAAUGUAAACAAUUUUAUGUUUGUGAAUAUAAUUAUUAAAAACUCUAUAACAUAUACUUAUACAUAUGGAUAUAUGUUAUGCAUAAAUAUAUAUGUAUAUAUAUAUAUACAUAAACAUUCAAAGUUCGGAUUUAAAAACAAAAAACUAAAACGUCUUCGAUAUUCAAUGCAUCUUUAUAUUUAAGCUUUUUAGAUGUGUUGACAUUUUUUCAAGUAAUUGUGCUCCUACAUUAAAGUCAUCAAGAACAAAAGAGAAGAACAGGAACUUGUGUUCACUGUUUUUGUUUUCGUUAAAAAAUUGCAAUUUCUGUCAAACUCAAAUAAAAGCUUAAAAGUUAGAUAAUAGUUGAAAAUCGAAGACAUUUACUUUUUUGAAUCAGUCUUAUAUCUAUUUAUAUACAUGGAUAUAUAUAUGUACAUAUAUAUAAACAUACGUAUGCAUAACAAUUAUUAUAAACAAAAAAAAUAAAAAAAUAUAAAUUUAAAAGCUAAUACUUUUUCCAUUUGUUUCCUUUGUAUAUAGAUAUAUAUAUAUAUAUUAAAUAAAUAAAAAUAUAUAUAUGUAUGUGUGUGUACAACAAUACACACAUACAUAUACAUAAAUAUAAACAUACAUAUUUAAAAUAACAAAAAUAGGCUUUAUUAAUGUUAAUGAAAAUAAUUAAACUGUUUAAUUAGUACUGAAAAUAAAAUAAAAUUAUUAAAACUUAAUAAAUUAUUAACAUUUUAUUUCACAAUUAAAACAAAAAAACGUAUAUAAAUACAAGAUCAAAAGCUGUGGCGUAUGCAGGCGGGAUGACCUCAAAUCAAGGGGCUUUUUCUUAUGAAUAUGAAAAUAAACUUAUUGUAUUAGUUCUUUGCACAAUAAUAUAUUUAUAUAAUGGCUAAAAGUUCCCAAUAUUAUUAUUACUAACAAAAAUAAUUAGUAAUAUAUAUAUAUUUAUGUGUAUAUACAUGUAUAUAAUAUGUAUAGGUAUAUAUGUGCAUAUACACAUAUUUUUAUUACAUAAAUGUAUAUAUAUAUAUAUAUAUAUAAAUAUGUUAAUACAUAAAUUGCAAGACUAACCCAUACAAAAAGCUAACAAAAUAUUUGUUUGAGAAAUUCAAUAGCUUAUUUAUAAUUACAUAUAAAAAAAAUCUAUUAAACAAAAAAAAAAUGCAUACAUUAAUAUGUUAAGAAACAAUCACUUAAAAAAAGUUAAAAGUACACAAAACUUAAAAAACAAAAACAAAAUAAACAAAGCUUUCUGGUCUUAAUAUAGUUCAUAUAUAUAUUUAAUACUUAUCUCUUAAAAAUGUGGUGCAAUAAUUAUUUUAUUAAAAAAUGUUAAGCAAAUUAUAAAAAAGAAUAAACAAAAUGAACAUAUGUUAUGUAUAUUAUACAUAUUGUAAAAACCAAUACAUAGUAUUAAAAAAUUAAUUAUUAAAAUAUAAAAAUUAGUAAAAAAAAAAUAAAAACUUUGACGCGUAUUGUGAAUUAUACCUAAAUUAAGAAAAAGUGAAAUAACAAAAUGACUACAUGCACAAUUGCACAUCUAAAAAGUUUUUAAAUAUAAUAAGAACUAUAUCUGUAUAUGCAUAUACUUUAAACUGAUAAGCAAAUUAACAUAUCUUCGAUUUACAAUGCAACCUAGCUCUUUUGUUAGAGUUCAUAAAGAAAAUAUUGUUUUACAAAAUGUCAGUUUUUUUUUAAAAUAAUAUUGUGUGUUUAUUUAUUUUCUUUGCAAAUCAUUAAUGAGAGAUUCACUUCUUUUGAAUAAAUGGCCUUUCAAAAAGAUCAUGACAUUAUGUUUUAGUUAAUGCCUUCCUUACAGGGAUGUUUAAUUGAGUUUAAAGUUGUUUGAGAUCACCUGUUGCAGCAAUCUAUUCUAAUAUAUAAAGAUACAAAUAAUGACAUUAAAUUUAAUUCCUGUAAGAAGAUUUCUCAUUCAUGAUUUAUUCACUACAAAUAUAGAACCUAAAAGGUUAAAAGUUCCCUUUUGAUUUAUAAUUGAAAAAGAGAAAACCGCAAUGAGCUUAUUCUAAAUAUUAUUCUCAAAAUUAGUAUUUUUCUUAAACUCUAACGAAAAAGUUAGUUGCAUUGAAAAUCUAAGUUAGUUUUUUAUUUAACCAGUCUUAUGCAUAUGUUACAAGUUAUAUAUAUAUAUAAUACAAAAAUAUAUAUAAGGAAAUGUAGUUAGCCAUACAGUAUCCCAAAUUAAAAAAAAAUUAUAUAAUUUCAUAAAACAAAUAUGCAGAAACUAUAAAAUAAUAAGAGAAACCUGUUUAUUUCCAUGACAAAGAAUAUUGUUUGAAUAAAUAAAUUGUACAUAAUAAUAUUAAAUAAAUUUACAAAUCUAAUGAAAAUAAUGAUUAAUAUACAAUAAAGUAAUAGCAAAACAAAUAAAAAUAAAACAGCAUCAAAAGGAAAAUAAAAUAAAGUAAUAGAUUGAAAAUAUA
This is a messenger RNA of Eupeodes corollae, 17262 nucleotides long. It is a transcript of the gene unc-13, whose product is annotated as serine-rich adhesin for platelets. The transcript is spliced from 22 exons. Gene Ontology annotation, cellular component: terminal bouton; synaptic vesicle membrane; neuromuscular junction. The coding region runs from base 600 to 11492 and encodes 3630 amino acids. The record is from RefSeq and is a predicted model, not a curated record. Lineage: Eukaryota; Metazoa; Arthropoda; Insecta; Diptera; Syrphidae. Gene Ontology annotation, biological process: presynaptic dense core vesicle exocytosis; synaptic transmission, glutamatergic; synaptic vesicle priming. Gene Ontology annotation, molecular function: diacylglycerol binding; calmodulin binding; syntaxin-1 binding.